Messenger RNA from Ipomoea nil (Japanese morning glory), 1400 nucleotides. Its product is annotated as probable purine permease 11. The record is from RefSeq and is a predicted model, not a curated record. Gene Ontology annotation, cellular component: membrane. Bases 31 to 1179 code for a protein of 382 amino acids. NCBI's taxonomy places the organism in Eukaryota, Viridiplantae, Streptophyta, Magnoliopsida, Solanales, Convolvulaceae. Gene Ontology annotation, molecular function: purine nucleoside transmembrane transporter activity. The transcript is spliced from 3 exons.
UAAUACGCUCUCUCUUCAUUCCAUCUCGCAAUGCGGCUCUUUACGUUUUCCUUGUACGGGCUACAUCCUCCCAUGGCAGAAAACGAAACGCCAAUUUUGGUGAAAGAAGAUGAUUCAGACACACAGAACCCGCUUAUGAAACUCAAACGCUUUGACUUUUGGCUGCUAUUGGCUCUUAAUGUGGGUUUCCUUCUAGUGGGUCAGGCGGCUGCUAUUAUUCUUGGAAGAAUUUACUAUGAUAAAGGUGGAAAUAGUACAUGGUUAGCCACUCUUGUCCAAACUGCUGGUUUCCCUAUUCUUUUAAUUCCUUAUUUUCUUAUCCCUUCUCCCAAAGAACAAUCAGAUUCAUCAAACCAACCUCCACCUCUGCCUUCUAUCAUCAAAGUCACGGUUAUCUAUUUCUUUCUUGGUACCCUCAUUGCCGGGGAUAACAUGCUAUAUUCCAUUGCACUGUUGUACCUCUCAGCCUCAACCUAUUCCCUCAUAUGUGCAACACAGCUAGUCUUUAACGCAAUAUUUGCUUUCUUCAUUAAUAGUCAAAAAUUUACGUCUUUGAUUUUCAACUCCGUGAUUGCCCUUACAUUAUCUGCUGCUCUGCUUGCCAUUAACGAGGACUCUGAUAAGCCCUCGGGUGUCACUAGCUGGAAAUAUAUUCUUGGAAUUAUAGCUGCUACUGUUGCUUCUGCACUGUACUCCCUCAUACUUUCACUGAUGCAACUCUCGUUUCAGAAAGUUAUGAAGAAAGAAACGUUUUCUGUGGUUCUGGAAAUGCAAAUAUACACAUCACUCGUAGCCACCGGUGUCUCCACCAUCGGGCUGUUUGCAAGUGGGGAAUGGAGAAGUCUGUCGGGAGAAAUGCAGGGUUUCACGACAGGAAAAGGCGCAUAUGUGCAGGUUUUGGUAUGGACAGCCGUGGGAUGGCAGAUUGCUUCGGUUGGAGUUGUGGGUUUGAUUUUUGUGGUGUCCUCGCUAUUUUCUAAUGUUAUUAGCACGCUCUCGUUGGCUGUUACUCCCAUUGCUUCGGUGAUCAUCCUGCACGACACGAUGAAUGGGGUCAAGAUAAUCGCCUUGCUAACUGCAAUGUGGGGUUUUGGGAAUUACAUAUAUCAGAACUACUUGGAUGAUCUCAAGGCAAGAAAAAGACAAAUUUCUUCUGCUGAUACUGCAACUAAUUGUUAGUCAUCAUUGGAUAGGUGAAAGAAUGUAGAGAAAUACUGAGUAGCAUAGGAGCUCAUUGUUCUGAAAUCUAACUUAUCUGGAAAGUCUGCAUUUAAACUUGAUGAGUAGAAGCAAAAGAAGCUUUGGUAUCAGCAUCAAACCAGUUUUGUUGAAUAUAUGAAGUUUAUAGUUUAUACUUCCAUCCACAUCAUUUGAUUUAGGCCAAGAAAGUGUUGCCAACU